Aspergillus aculeatus ATCC 16872 is the source of this 1648-nucleotide messenger RNA. Its product is annotated as N(6)-L-threonylcarbamoyladenine synthase family protein. The record is from RefSeq and is a predicted model, not a curated record. Bases 79 to 1500 code for a protein of 473 amino acids. Lineage: Eukaryota; Fungi; Ascomycota; Eurotiomycetes; Eurotiales; Aspergillaceae. The transcript has 2 exons. Gene Ontology annotation, cellular component: mitochondrion. Gene Ontology annotation, biological process: mitochondrial tRNA threonylcarbamoyladenosine modification.
CCUCCGGACCGCUUCUUUCGCCGCCGACAGGCGAUAGAAUCUUGACUUGUCCUAUGCGCUGCUCACAUUAGUUCCCCCAUGUCAAUAAUUACGAGAAUAUCUCCUUUCGCGUUACGGCGAAGCGUGUGGGCCGCUGCCAGGGGCAGUGUUCUGCCUCGGGCUCGUGGGCUGCUCACUCUCGCUAUCGAGACGUCCUGCGAUGACACCUCGGUUGCGAUCGUCGAAAAGAAGGAAGGCUAUGCGAAAAUCCACUUCCAUGAGAAAGUAACGUGCGACUCCACGGCGUACAAGGGCAUCCAUCCGGUCGUCGCACUCGAGUCCCAUCAAGAAAACCUCGCGAAGCUCGUCAACAAGGCGCUCACCAGUUUACCACCGGCUCCCUCCGCCGAUACCCCCCUCCACAAGCUAGUCACACUGGCAAAUGGCAACGAAACGCGACGCAAACCGGACAUCGUGUGCGCCACGCGGGGCCCCGGAAUGAGGACCAAUGUCUUGGUUGGGUUGGAUACGGGGAAGGCACUUUCCGUGGCAUGGCAGGUUCCAUUCAUCGGUGUGCAUCACAUGCAGGCUCAUCUGGUGACACCGCACCUUCAAUACUUCCUGGAUCAAAACCCGGAGAACGACCCCGAGCACGCCCGAUCGCAUCAUGACGGCGGAGUCCCUCAACAACAGGCCAAGCCCGCGUUCCCGUUCAUCUCCAUCCUCGCCUCGGGCGGCCACACGAUGCUGGUGAAAUCCACCUCACUCACGAACCACGAGAUCCUGGCCUCGACGCUGGACAUCGCGGUCGGGUCCGCCCUCGACAAAGCCGCGCGUCUGAUCCUGCCGGACUCGGUCAUCGAGACGUCCCAGCACUCCGUGUACGCCAAAGCGCUGGAGCAAUAUGCCUUCCCCAACGGCUGCGCCGACCACGCCGACUACCGCGCGCCGGCGACCCGGCGCGACGAGGUCCAGGCCCCCGAACCCAACGAGUGGGGCUGGUCCUUCACGACCCCCUUCGCCAACACCCGCGAUCUGGUGUUCAGCUUCACCUCCAUCGAACCGACCGUGGAGCGACUGAUCAAGCGGAAGGAGGAAGCCGGCGAGGGCUGGGCGGACGGCGAGCGGGUGGCCCUGGCCCGCGCGGCCAUGCGCACCAGCUUCGAGCACAUCGCCUCGCGCCUUAUCAUCGCGCUCGAGGACAAGCCUCACGAGACCCCCAUCCAGUCGCUGGUCAUCAGCGGCGGCGUGGCGGCCAACCAGUUCCUUAAGACCGUGCUCCGGGCGUUCCUGGACGUGCGCGGGUUCCAAAACAUCCAGAUCUAUGCCCCGCCGCCGUAUCUGUGCACGGACAAUGCGGCGAUGAUCGCGUGGGCGGGGAUGGAGAUGUACGAGGCUGGCUGGCGCACGGAUCUGUCGGUGCAUGCGCUCAGAAAGUGGUCUCUUGCUGACGAUUCGAACGCGAAGGAUGGGGGCUUCUGGGGACCUGGCGGGUGGAUCAAGGAGGAAGGGAAGGAAUAAAAUAAUAGGGUGUAUUCGUGGGUAUCACGCUUGCACUGUUGUACACUACUAGUCAUAGCCAUUGUAUAUUACAGGUCUUUCAGCUCCCUGAUCGGAGCAUAUGUAGGUAUAUUGAAAACUAGGGUUCUAUCACUACGCCUGAUUGGGU